Messenger RNA from Topomyia yanbarensis, 1765 nucleotides. It is a transcript of the gene PCID2, whose product is annotated as PCI domain-containing protein 2 homolog. Lineage: Eukaryota; Metazoa; Arthropoda; Insecta; Diptera; Culicidae. Gene Ontology annotation, molecular function: double-stranded DNA binding; RNA binding. Gene Ontology annotation, biological process: poly(A)+ mRNA export from nucleus; transcription elongation by RNA polymerase II; post-transcriptional tethering of RNA polymerase II gene DNA at nuclear periphery. The coding region runs from base 186 to 1370 and encodes 394 amino acids. Gene Ontology annotation, cellular component: transcription export complex 2. The transcript has 3 exons. The record is from RefSeq and is a predicted model, not a curated record.
CUCUCUGUUUCCAUUUACCGCGCCGGUCCACAGUAGCUGUCAAACUUUGAUUCCUUGUACUUCGUGUUUCUUUCCUGCAUUUUAUGCUGACUGGAUAAUGUUGAAAAGCAAAUAAAACAUACAGUCAAGCUGCCUACGCGUAAUUCCAUUUUCAAUAUUCAUCCAUAUCGUAAAAAAAACGCGAAAUGAACCUAUACCACUACCUCAACUCGGUUCAACGCGUUUGGAAUGCCACCGAAGGUCAAGCCGUUGCCCGGCUCCUCUCGCUGGUCGAUUAUCAUGUGAACAAUCCGACUCUGUACGUCGAACAUCCGGAGACGGCCGUGGACCGACAGUUGGAAUCACCGUUGGAUGAGAUUGUUUCGUGCCAUCUGAAGGUGCUGUAUCAUCUAACCAAGGAACCCCGGAAUUACAGUGAAGCGUACAAGCAGCAAACCAACUGUAUUCAAGCCGUGGUCAAGAUGUUGCAAGCGCUGAAAGAUGAAAACUGGAUUCUGCCAAUCAUGUACACGGUGGCUAUCGAUCUGCGCCGGCUGGCGGCCAAGUGCGAGGAACAGUUGAAAAUUUCCAAACCGGGUGAAAUUCUGGAGAAGGCUGCCGAGUGUUUGAUGGGGUGCUUCCGGGUUUGCGCUGCAGAUAAUCGAGCCUCGGACACGGAUACCAAGCGGUUGGGAAUGUUGAAUUUGGUGAAUCAGCUGUUCAAGGUUUACUUUCACAUAAACAAACUGAAUUUAUGCAAACCAUUGAUCCGAGCGAUUGAGAGUUCAAAUUUCAAGGAGUCAUUCAGUCUGGCUCAAAGGAUUACGUACAAGUAUUUUGCCGGUAGGAAGGCGAUGUUCGAUUCGGAUUACAAAAACGCUGAUGAAUACUUGAGCUUUGCUUUCGAGAAUUGUCCGAGGAGGUUUGCGAGAAACAAGCGGCUUAUACUGAUCUAUCUGGUUCCGGUGAAGAUGUUGCUGGGGUACAUGCCCCGUAAGGAGGUUCUCGAGCGGUACAAUGUGCUUCAAUUCCACGAUCUCACGAUGGCACUGAAGGAUGGGAAUGUGCGGCGGUUCGAUGAGGUUAUCCAGAAGCAUGAAUCGUUUUUCAUUAAAGCCGGCAUUUAUCUGAUUGUGGAGAAACUGAAGAUUUUGGCUUACAGGAACCUUUUCAAGAAGGUUUACUUGAUUCUGCAGACGCACCAGAUCGAUUUGAAUGCUUUUCUGACGGCUCUGCAGUGGGUCGGUGAGGAGGAUCUGAGCAUGGACGAAACGCACUGCAUAGUGGCUAAUCUAAUCUACGAAGGCCGAAUCAAGGGUUACAUCAGUCUGCAGCACAAUAAGCUGGUCGUGUCGAAGCAGAAUCCGUUCCCGAAUGUGAUUGUUACGUAGGAGAUGGACGAAUACAUUUUUUUAGAGAUACUUUCUUUUGAAAUAAGUAUAAUAUCACAAUCACGAAAAAAUCACUUGAAAAUUCCAUUACUACAAACAAUUAUCGUAAAGUUAAUAAUGCAAAUUGACAAUUAACAGAAGCGGUGAAAUAUACCCCCAUCAAAAUCAUAGCAUCAUAUUACGAUAGGAUAAGAAUGCUUCACAACGAACGGCUAAAGGCAGAACUGCAGUUGCUUAGCAUGCCUCAUGGAAGCUCAAGUUGACGUUAAAUCGAUUAUUCAAAACCUCCACCGUCAGCCGAUUCCAACAGCCUGUAGAUACGAUGCAGAAGAACUUUGCCAAGCGGAUUAAGGUUGGUUUACACGAUAGCAAUAAAAUGCGGAUAAAUCGUCGCA